AGUGAACAGUACCCGCCAAGAAUACAAGUUUAUACGGGAAAAAGUAGUGAAAAUCUAGUAGUUUAUUGCUGUGGGGAACUGUUUAUAAGUAAAUUUUAACAUGCCUCGAGAAAUUAUCACCUUACAGCUAGGACAAUGUGGAAAUCAAAUCGGAAUGGAGUUUUGGAAGCAGCUCUGUGCAGAACAUGGAAUAAGUCCUGAGGGAAUCUUGGAGGAUUUUGCCACAGAGGGAACAGAUAGAAAAGAUGUCUUCUUUUAUCAGGCUGAUGAUGAACAUUAUAUCCCUAGAGCAGUGCUGCUGGAUCUCGAGCCUCGAGUCAUCAACACAAUCAUGAACUCACCAUACGCCAACCUGUACAACCCAGAGAAUAUAUACCUAUCUAAGCAUGGAGGUGGGGCAGGCAACAACUGGGCUUCUGGUUAUAGUCAGGCAGAGAAGUUGUACGAGGAAAUCUUUGACAUCAUAGACAGAGAGGCUGAUGGAAGUGAUAGCCUUGAGGGCUUUGUUCUGUGUCACUCUAUUGCUGGAGGAACAGGUUCAGGGAUGGGGUCCUACUUACUGGAGAGACUCAAUGACAGGUUCCCAAAGAAGUUAGUGCAGACUUACUCUGUGUUCCCAAACCUAGAUGAGAUGUCAGAUGUGGUGGUCCAGCCCUACAACUCAUUACUCACGCUGAAGAGGCUCACUCAGAAUGCUGACUGUGUGGUUGUAUUAGAUAACACAGCUUUAAACAGAAUAGCAGCAGACAGACUUCAUAUAGAGACUCCAAACUUCUCUCAGAUAAACCAGCUGGUAUCAACAGUAAUGUCCACCUCCACGACGACACUGCGUUACCCUGGUUACAUGAAUAACGAUCUGAUUGGUCUGAUCGCCUCACUGAUCCCCACCCCCCGCCUUCACUAUCUGAUGACAGGGUACACACCCCUGGCUACAAACUCACAGGUAGCGAGUGUCAGAAAGACAACCGUCCUAGAUGUCAUGCGGCGACUCCUGCAGCCAAAGAACAUGAUGGUGUCCACUCCCGUCCACCGGCAGGCCAACCACUGCUACAUCUCCAUACUUAACAUCAUACAGGGAGAAGUAGACCCCACACAGGUACACAAAAGUUUACAGAGGAUUAGGGAGAGAAAGUUAGCACAGUUUAUUCCCUGGGGUCCGGCCAGUAUCCAGGUGGCGCUGUCUCGGAAAUCCCCAUACAUCCAAACAGCCCACAGAGUCAGCGGUCUGAUGUUGGCAAAUCACACCAGUAUAUCUACGUUAUUUGAGCGGACUCUACAGCAAUACGACAAGCUGAGAAAACGAGAGGCUUUCAUGGAUCAGUUCAAAAAGGAAGCCAUAUUUAAGGACAACUUAGAUGAGUUUGAUAACUCAAGGGAAGUAAUCCAGCAGCUGGUCGACGAAUAUCAUGCAGCCACGAAGCCAGACUACCUCUCCUGGGGUACACAACAGGCUGUUGCAGCAACAGGGGAGAGAAUUUGAGAGAGGUUAAGGCCAUGUGAUUUUCCAAUUCAAAAUCUGUGGGAUGUGAAGAACUCUACUACAGCAUACAGUGACUGUGUAGCUGUGACAUCAGUAUUUAUGUCUUCCCCUUUCAAAAGAUUUCAUAUCUUCACAGAGGAAACUGGGUACCUUGUUUAUGUAUGAACGAGACUCCAGUUGUCUUUGAAUUAUAUUGAUUUAUUGUCUUCAACAUCAUAAUUUAUCAUUCUGCCAGCAUUUACUACACAUGUAGAAAGAUAUAAUGCACUAAACAUGCUCAUAAAAAAAUAAAAAUUGAACUUAUGUCCUGGUGUACAAUGAGGAAAAUGAGGCAACCCAGUUCACUUCAAAUAUCUGCCACAUAAAGUCAUACAUUAUUGCAAUGAUAAAGUUACACAUUUAUACAUUCAUAAUUUCUAGAGAGCCAGGUGCUAGUAACAACACUCAUGUUUUUACAAUUUUUCAUUUCAAAACUCACAUGUCCAUAAAUCUAAAUCUAAUUUAUGUAGACUGUAGGAGUCAGAUAAUUGUUAUUGAAACAAACUAUGUAUUUUUAAAUACUGAAAUGCCACAAAUCUUGAAAUGAAGAUUUGUUUAUAAAAUUUUUUGUGUAAGAUCUUAAUUUUGUUUUUGAUCAUGUUGUUAUUUUAUGAAAAUAUAUGGUAAAGAGACCAGAUGAGCUUGUGCAAAUAGUAAGAUGUCGAUCUGUUGUGAAUUUUUUUUUCAAAACGAUACUCCUUGUACAGAUUUGGUCCAAUUUCAAUAAAACUUUGAACACCAGUAUACUAUACAUA
This is a messenger RNA of Saccostrea echinata, 2274 nucleotides long. RefSeq names its product tubulin gamma-1 chain. Gene Ontology annotation, cellular component: microtubule; centrosome; gamma-tubulin complex. Gene Ontology annotation, biological process: mitotic cell cycle; microtubule nucleation; mitotic spindle organization. NCBI's taxonomy places the organism in Eukaryota, Metazoa, Mollusca, Bivalvia, Ostreida, Ostreidae. Gene Ontology annotation, molecular function: GTP binding; structural constituent of cytoskeleton. Bases 101 to 1480 code for a protein of 459 amino acids. The transcript is spliced from 13 exons. The record is from RefSeq and is a predicted model, not a curated record.